AUAUUGAAUAUUGCGUUGUAGCGGGUAGAUGUUAAAUACAGUUUGAGUCUUGAAUAUAUCAAAAACGUUCCUUUUGUAUUAGGGGUAAUAACUAAGCAAGACGUGUUCGUGCUUUAGGGUUUUCGUUCCUGUUCCCCCUUUGAUAAUGUCUACUAGUCCACGUUCAUGUCCAAGCAUUUGAAUUCAGCUGUGUUGCGGUCAUAUUUAAAGCUUGACAACAUGACUAUGCAGCUCACUGCUCCCCUCACCUCCAAGGGCGUGAGAGUAAUGGGUCAAACGCAAAGGACGACCCCAAAAGGGAAUAGGCGGUUGUCUGCUGCCACCAUGCCAUACCUUGGCAACGAGGACAUGGUGAAGGACCUGAGGAGAGCUCUGUCCAACCCUCACGUCCAGUCGGAUCACUUGCGUUACAGGAACGCCAUCCUCAAAGUGAUUAAGCUGAUGUCGCAAGGCGUGGAUGUGUCCAACCUGUUCAGCGAGAUGGUCAAAGCGUGUGCCACAGUUGACGUGGUCCAGAAGAAGCUGGUCUACGUCUUCCUGUGCUCCUAUGCCGCGUUGAACCCAGAACUGUCGCUGCUGGUCAUCAACACACUGAGGAAAGACUGCCAGGAUCCAAACCCCAUGGUGCGCAGCUUGGCAUUGAGGAACAUGACCAACCUGAGGUUACCCGGUCUGGUGGAGUAUGUGGAGCAGCCUUUGUCAGCGGGACUGAGGGACAGAGCUGCCUGCGUGCGACGGGUUGCUGUGCUCGGCUGGGCCAAACUACACAAUCUCCAACCCAAUUCUGAGACAGAUGCCUCAGUGGUGAAUGAGCUUUAUGGCCUUCUGAGAGACCCGGAUCCCAUAGUGAUGGUGAACUGCCUUCGAGCUCUGGAGGAGAUCCUUAAGGAGGAAGGCGGGGUCACCAUCAACAAACCCAUCGCCCAUCACCUUCUCAACAGGCUGAAGGAAUGUGACGUGUGGGGUCAGAGCGAGGUGCUGAAGAUCCUCCAGCGCUACCAGCCUCAUUCCGACGACGAGCUCUUCGACAUCCUCUCCCUGCUGGAUUCCUCCUUAGUCAGCCCGCACCCUCCUGUGAUGGCCGCCACACUGAGCCUCUUCCUCAGCCUAUCUUCUGCCUUGCCUGCCGUCAGCCUGGCGGCCUUGGAACGGGUACAGGGCCCGCUACUGGCCGCCUGUGGGAGUGCGUCCAGAGAGAUGCGGUUCACUGCGCUGUGCCACAUCCAGUUGCUGCUGCGGUCUGUCCCUGGCCUGAUGGGGGCGCACUACAAGCGUUUCUUCUGUGGCUAUGCUGAGCCAGCUUUUAUCAAGCAAAGGAAGAUGCAGGUGCUGGUCGAGCUAGUGAAUGAUGAGAAUGUAGCGAUGAUUCUGGACGAGCUGAAGGAAUAUUGCACCGAUGUCAACACCGACACAGCCCAGGCCGCAAUAUCGGCUAUUGGUCGUAUUGGGAGGAGCUACAGUGACAGAUGUCUCAAAAUCCUCAUCGGCCUGCUUGGGCUCAAACAAGAGCACAUCACAUCCGCUGUGGUGCAGACGAUGCGAGAUCUGGUGUGGGUGUGUCCUCAGUGUAGUGAGACUGUGUGUUCUGCUUUGGAGGGCUGUGAGGAGACGCUACAGGACAGCCAGGGCAAGCAGGCCUUGCUGUGGUUCCUGGGAGCAUAUGGCGAUAGAAUCUCCAGCGCCCCCUACACACUGGAGGUGUUCAUUGACACUGUGAGGUGUGAGACGUCACCGGGGGUCAAGAUGGAGCUGCUGACCGCCUCUGUAAGGUUGUUUUUGUGCCGCCCUGCUGAGACGCAGGACAUGCUUGGAAGACUGCUGCACUACUGUAUAGAUGAGGAGACUGACAUGUGCGUGCGCGAUCAGGCACUUCUCUACUACCGCCUUUUACGAUGCGGGGUUGACGAGACACGCAAGGUCCUCCAGGGUCGGAGGUCCGACCCGUCCCUUGGCGUUCUUAUUGGCCGUCCCGCAGAGCCGCCAAGCCAGUGGGCUCACGCUUUCAACACGCUGAUGCCUCUCUGGCAGAACGCCGCUGGGACAGAGUCCGUCAACAGCGACGACGUUGAUCACAUGACCUCUGACCUCGCAGACCCCCUGGACACUGAAGUUGAAGGUGUUCCUGCAGACACACCUGCAGACACCUUGGCGACCAAGCCCCACCUCUCCUCUGUUGGUCUUCCAGAUACACCUGCAGACACCUUGGCGACUAGCGCUGUUGUCCCUCUUAGUUUGUUCCCGACACUCAGCGCUCAGGAGUUUGAACGUCUGUGGCUGCAAGGUGCAGAACAUGCUGAGGAAAAGUUGGAUUUUGUGUGCCGGACGGAACACCUCCAGGGUCCAAACGUGACCCGCGUUUCGCCACAAAGCCUUCAGGCCGCCUUGCAGCUGCUCAACAUCCACACGCUGGCCUUCACGCCGCCGCGCACGCUGCCAUGGCGGAUCUAUGUGUACACGCACACGGCCGCCGCGCCCCGCGCCACACUUGUCCUGGCGGAGCUGCUUUACCAGGAGGCGGGCGCACAUGCGGCUGCUGCAGACGGCGAGGACGAAGACGAUGCGGCGGCACUGGCCAAAGGCGAGGAGGAAGCCACAUUUGGAGGAGGUGAGACAGCGAGGGAAAUGGCAGAUGUGAAGGAAAUACAGGUGACUUUAAAGCAGCGGCCAAGAGACGACAACGCUCUGAAGAAUGUUCUCUCUGUGCUCUCGACUGUACUUCACACGCUGUCCUGCCAGACUCCUUAAAUUCUUUUUUAAUACCUUUGCAAAUAUACGCUUAAAAAAAACUCCAUGUUUGUAUGCUGCAUCGAGGGAUGGGAAAUGAUAAGUUUUAGUCAAUGUACAAACCCCGUUAGCAUUUGAGUUGGGAAAUUGUGUUAGAUGGAAAUAUAAACGGAAUACAAUGAUUUGCAAAUCCUUUUCAACCCAUAUUCAAUUGAAUGCACUACAAAGACAACAUAUUUGAUGUUCAGACUCAUAAACUCUAUUUUUUUUUGCAAAUAAUAAUUAACUUAGAAUUUCAUGGCUGAAACACGUGCCAAAGUAGUUGGGAAAGGGCAUGUUCACUACUGUGUUACAUUAAUCUUUUCUUUUAGCACUCAAUAAACGUUUGGGAACUGAGAAAACUAAUUGUUGAAGCUUUAAAAGUGGAAUUCUUUCCCAUUCUUCUUUUAUGUAGCGCUUCAGUCGUUCCAACAGUCCGCUGUCAUAUUUCACGCUUCAUAAUGCGCCACACAUUUUCGAUGGGAGACAGAUCUGGACUGCAGGCGGGCCAGGAAAGUACCCGCACUCUUUUACUACGAAGCCACGCUGUUGUAAUAUGUGGCUUGGCAUUGUCUUGCUGAAGUAAACAAGGGCGUCCAUGAUAACGUUGCUUGGAUGAUAACAUAUGUUGCUCCAAAACCUGUAUGGACCCUUCAGAAUUAAUGGUGCCUUCACAGAUGUGUAAGUUACCCAUGCCUUUGGCACUAAUGCACCCCCAUACCAUCACAGAUGCUGGCUUUCGAACAUUGCGCUUAUAACAAUCCGGAAGGUUAUUUUCCUCUUUCUUCCGGAGGACACCACGUCCACAGUUUCCAAAUAUAAUUUGAAAUGUGGACUCGUCAGACCACAGAACACUUUUCCACUUUGCAUCAGUUAAUAAAUGGGUUUGGCUUUGCAUAGUAGAGUUUUAACUUGCUGUUACAGAUGUAGCGACCAACUGUAGUUACUGACAGUGGUUUUAUGAAGUGUUCCUGAGUCCAUGUGGUGAUAUCAUUUACACACUGAUGUCGGUUUUUGAUGCAGUACCACCUGAGGGGGCUAAGGUCCGUAAUAUUAUCGUUUACGUGAAGGGAUUUCUCCAGAUUCUCUGAACCUUUUGAUGAUUUUACAGACCGUAGAUGGUAAAAUCCCUAAAUUCCUUGCAAUAGCUCGUUAAGAAAUGUUGUUCUGAAACUGUUCGACAAUCUGCUUACAAAGUGGUGACCCUCGCCCCACCCUUGUUUGUGAAUUACUUAGCAUUUCAUGGAAGCUGCUUUUAUACCUGUUCCCAAUAAGCCUACACACCUGUGGGAUGUUCCAAAAAAGUGUUUUGAUGAGCAUUUCUCAACUUUAUCAGUGUUUAUUGCCACCUUUCCCAACUUCUUUGUCACGUGUUGCUGGCAUCAAAUUCUAAAGUUAAAGAUUAUUUGCAAACAAAAAAAUGUUUUAUCAGUUCUAACAUCAAAUAUCUUGUCUUUGUAGCAUAUUCAACUGAAUAUGGGUUAAAAAUGAUUUGCAAAUUAUUGUAUUCU
Molecule: messenger RNA, 4274 nt
Organism: Nerophis ophidion (straightnose pipefish)
Lineage: Eukaryota; Metazoa; Chordata; Actinopteri; Syngnathiformes; Syngnathidae
Gene: ap4b1
Product: adaptor related protein complex 4 subunit beta 1
Exons: 14
Coding region: 166-2745 (859 amino acids)
Biological process (GO): intracellular protein transport; vesicle-mediated transport
Cellular component (GO): clathrin adaptor complex; membrane coat
Source: RefSeq, a predicted model, not a curated record